AUGGACUCCUCCGACAAAAUCAAUAACCCUGCUGACAUCUCAGUCAUAGUCAUCUAUUUUGUGGUAGUCCUAGCAGUGGGACUAUGGGCCAUGCUCUCAACAAACCGAGGGACUGUGGGUGGAUUCUUCCUAGCUGGACGGAGCAUGGUGUGGUGGCCGAUUGGUGCUUCUCUGUUUGCCAGUAACAUUGGCAGUGGGCACUUUGUGGGCUUGGCAGGCACAGGAGCGGCUGCAGGAAUUGCCACUGGAGGAUUUGAAUGGAACGCCCUGAUAUUUGUGGUGAUUCUUGGCUGGUUAUUUGUUCCCAUCUACAUCAAGGCUGGGGUGGUGACGAUGCCAGAAUAUCUCAAAAAGCGGUUUGGCGGCCGACGGAUUCAGAUGUAUCUGUCAGUCCUUUCUCUGCUCCUCUAUAUUUUCACCAAGAUCUCGAUAAAAAACGGUUUCCAUGUUGUCACUCUUCCGUCUAACAGUGCUGACCAUCCAAAUCAGCUCUACAGCUCUGUGUGUCUGUGCCUGUUGGAUUAUACCAGGGGACUCUUUCUCUAG
Molecule: messenger RNA, 546 nt
Organism: Terrapene triunguis (Three-toed box turtle)
Lineage: Eukaryota; Metazoa; Chordata; Testudines; Emydidae
Product: sodium/glucose cotransporter 1
Exons: 6
Coding region: 1-546 (181 amino acids)
Biological process (GO): sodium ion transport; transmembrane transport
Cellular component (GO): plasma membrane
Molecular function (GO): D-glucose:sodium symporter activity
Source: RefSeq, a predicted model, not a curated record